Daldinia childiae is the source of this 954-nucleotide messenger RNA. RefSeq names its product Pyridoxine biosynthesis protein pyroA. Gene Ontology annotation, molecular function: amine-lyase activity. Lineage: Eukaryota; Fungi; Ascomycota; Sordariomycetes; Xylariales; Hypoxylaceae. The record is from RefSeq and is a predicted model, not a curated record. Bases 1 to 954 code for a protein of 317 amino acids. The transcript has a single exon. Gene Ontology annotation, biological process: pyridoxine biosynthetic process; pyridoxal 5'-phosphate biosynthetic process; amino acid metabolic process.
AUGACGGGUAACGAUGCAAACAACGCUUCGGCGUCGGCCAAUGGCUCUUCGAUAUCCUCUUCUUCCAAGUCUGACUUCAUCGUCAAGGCAGGGCUGGCCCAGAUGCUGAAAGGAGGCGUCAUCAUGGACGUAACAGAUGCCGCACAGGCCCGCAUCGCUGAAGAAGCUGGAGCCUGCGCCGUCAUGGCUCUCGAGCGCGUACCGGCCGAUAUCCGAGCAGAAGGUGGGGUCGCACGCAUGUCAGACCCUGGUAAAAUUAAGGAGAUCCAGGAAGCUGUGACUAUUCCUGUCAUGGCUAAGGCCCGUAUCGGUCAUUUCGUCGAGUGCCAGAUCCUCGAAGCCCUGGGCGUGGACUAUAUUGACGAAAGCGAGGUCCUUACUCCCGCCGACGAUACGUUCCACGUCGAGAAGAGCCCCUUCAAGGUACCCUUCGUCUGCGGCUGUAGGAAUCUGCCUGAGGCCCUGAGGCGUAUUGCUGAAGGUGCUGCUAUGAUUCGAACCAAGGGCGAGGCUGGUACAGGAGACGUUGUUGAAGCCGUCAAACACAUGCGCACGGUUAACCGUGACAUUGCUCGGGCCAGAUCCGCGCUUCAGGAAGGUGGUGACUUAGCAAUCAGAGCCCUGGCGAGGGAAUUUGAGUGUGACGCUGUGCUGCUCAAGCAAACGGCCGAACUUGGACGCUUACCGGUGGUCAACUUCGCCGCUGGAGGUGUAGCGACCCCCGCGGACGCUGCAUUGAUGAUGCAGUUGGGCUGCGACGGAGUCUUCGUCGGCAGCGGUAUUUUCAAAUCAGGCGACGCGGCCAAGAGAGCUAAGGCUAUCGUGAGAGCCACGACACAUUUCCGAGAUCCAAAAGUCCUAGCCGAGUGCAGCGAAGGCCUCGGCGAGGCAAUGGUUGGUACCAGCGUCAACAGCAUGAGGCCCGAGCAGAAGAUGGCCGGAAGGGGAUGGUGA